AUGAAUGGCAGAGAUCGUCCCCGCGGGCCUCCCCCAGGGCCGCCAGGGCCCGCGCCAAAUCGCGGAGAUUUGCAGUCUGAUUCGGGCUCGAGCCCAAGCACCAUGACAAGAGGAGCCGCCUUUGAAGACGAGAAGAAGCGGAUCAUUCAUAGUUGUUUCGCAAAAAAGGAUGAAGAUGGUCUCCUACUCGAAUCCUAUAUCACCCACGUUCGCAUCACCGAGGAUGCAGUGCACCCGUCCAGCCCUUCCCCGCCAAACGGGCCACCUGAGAACAAGAAACCCCGUAUCAUUAUCAUAUCAGUUCGAAAGUCGGGUAGAGUCCGCAUACACAAAGCUCGAGAGAACAAUGAGGGGACUUACUCUAUCGGCAAAACCUGGAUGCUCGACGACUUGACCGCAAUUCAAUCAUUUGCCUCUUUUGUGCCGAAAACACCAGGAGAGCAGCAACAAAAAGAAUGGGCGGGCAACGUAGGAUUCACAGUCACAAUUGGAAAGCCAUACUACUGGCAUGCCAGGACUUCGAAGGAAAAGGAGUUCUUUAUUGGGAGUCUGGUCAAGAUCUACAGGAAAUACACCAAUGGAAAAAUCCCCAACCUCAUCGGUUUCGAUGAUAGGGAGCGACAAAUGCUGGCAAGGCAUGGACAACCGCCACAACCAGGACAGCCAGGCCAACCAGGACAGCCGCCACAGUCAGCACAGCUUGCACAACCAGGUGGUCCUCCAAAUGGUCCACCGCCCAGGGGACCCGGUCCAAUGCCUUCAACAUCGGACAGCUCGGUGCCUCCUUCGCUACAACCGUCCUAUAGAGGUCGUGAUCCCAGUCGCGAUGGGCCUCGGGAAGUCAAAAGGAGGCCUUCCGAAGACCCCACCCUUCGCGCUCAAAAGAGCCGUGAGCAGAUGUCUCGGCCAUCUACUGGUUCUCGGCCAUCUACAGGACAAGGCAGACCGGCACCAUCUCCAUUUGAUCUACAUAAAUCUCCUCCUCCGUCACUCCUUUCUGGGCCGCCUCUGGACCAGCAACUGCCGCCACGCGCACCCGAGCGUAUCGCAGCAAACGCAAAACCCCCGACUUCACUAUCAGAGUCGAGGGGAACAGAUAAUCUGACUGCUACUGCUGCACAACCCAGCUAUGCCGAUAUUCCAGAGUCACUCCGCCCAUCUUCUGCUCGCAGCCAGGAUCGUGGGCCCAAACCCCCACCUCUUGCUACCCAACCAACCCCAAACAAGACACCAGAAUUCAUGCGCAGCAAUGAUGCACUUCGUCCUCCCACUUCUAGUUCUUUCAAUAACGAGAGCGGGGACACAUCCCCACGUCCCGCGCCCAGCUUUGGGCCAAAGUCGCCCCAGCGUGGUCGCGGCGAGAAGGUAUUCACGUUUAAUCAGCCCUCUAUGCCUCAAGAGAAAAGUGCAUCAGAUAGCUUGUUGGCUGGACCUUCCGCACAUCCCCGGGAACCGUCUUCGUCGCCAGCAAUUGAGGGACUGGCUGCAGAGCCUGCUGCUAUGAUGGCUGCGGGUCUACCCUCAGCAGAGCCUAUUCAGCCUUCUAUGGAAAAGCCCAAAACCCCUGUCGAAACCGUUCCUGCUGUGGAUUCACCAUCUCAAGCUUCCCCAGAGCAGGAGGAAGAAACCAGCGAACUCGAGCCACAUCGCCCAGGGCUCGGCCCUAUGGUCAAGAAAAAGGAAGGCAAAGAUGUUGCAGGCGCCUGGAAAAAGGCUGCAAAUGCUUAUGGUACUUUCAAGCCCAGGGCUGGUGGGGCUGGUGAGCGACUGCUGGCAGCCGCGAAGAAGUCACAGAUUGAUGCUACGGGCCCUGACGGCAUUACCAGUGUCGUUCCGGCGCCAUCCCUUACCCGGUCGGCCACUGAUCCCCCACCGAGUCCAGUGGCAACAAGGUCAGAACAAGAUCUACAAGUCCCCGCACCCGCACAAAUCCCUGCGCCUGCUGCAGGGCCGGAGACACCGAUUGUCGAGAUCACAAAGCCGGCUCCUGAGGAAAUCCCGGUGGCCCGUGUGCAAACCCCUGAGAUCUCUCAGGAGAACCUCUCUGAUAUUAUUGUAAAGGUUGAAGAUCGUUCAAGAUCACCAUCCCCGGCAUCUCAAGGACGUCGUCGUAGACGCCGUGAAGACCACACUAUGAAAUAUUGCCAAGCCCUUGGAAUCGAUCCCAGCAUUCUCGAUGGACGUGGUAUUGAUUUUGAUGACAUCCUCACUGAUCUAGGUUGGAACGGACGGUUGGCCGAUGAACAGAAGAUUGAGGAUUUGGAAGCAGAUGUUCGCCGUGAGAUUGGCCGUGUCGAAGCCACCAGCUGGCUUGGCAACCUUGAACAGCAGGAAGGAAAGGUGGAACAACUUGCGAGCUUGAUCGAUAGAACGAUUGAAGAGUGCGAUGAACUGGAUGGUCUAUUGACCCUUUACUCUCAUGAAUUGAACACUCUUCACGAGGAUGUAGCCUAUAUUGAAGCUCAAGGUCAAGGUCUGCAGGUACAAGCAGCGAAUCAGAAGCUCCUUCAAAACGAACUACAGACCCUUUUGAAAACACUCUCAAUAUCUUCAUCUGAGCUGGGACCCCUCAAGGAGGCCUCUUUGAGUAAUCCCGAUGGUUUGAAGGAUACUGAAGGCGCUCUAUCGACGUUGUACAAGGCCAUGCUUACGAUCGACUCUGACAUUGGACAAAACAAGAAACGUCAAGUCGAUGCCAGUGUCGGUGUCUAUGCUGAUACAGAAAUUGGCCAGAUGCGUGCGAUAAAGCAAAAGAAGGAAGAGUAUCGCUCUACUGCAACCAUGUUCCUCGACCGACUACAACAGUUCAUGGCCCUUGCCUUCAAAAUGGCAGAACAACAACGAGUUGAUUCGACCAACGGUGCCAAAGAUUCGAUGAAAUUGGACAGUGCCGCACGAGCGCACUUCCGUCAAGAGGUUUGGCGGUAUAAUGCCCUGAUGCUAUUUGCUAAGGAGGUUAGCAUGGCAGAGUGGAAUAGGCUUGUUGGUCUCUAUGAGCAGCAGUCUAAGACUUCGUACCAGAACGACUUCCGCGACAAUAAUCUGGCUUGGAAGAAGACCGCGCGCAAACCAACGGGAGAUGAGCAGGAACUCCUCUUCACACACCAAGAGAAAGAGAAAGAGGCCGAGGGUCUUACCAUGGCUGCAAGGAAACUGACAGUACGACGAGGCAAGACGGUGCGGGCUGCCGCUGGGCUUCGACUGGCUUCGGGCAGUGGGAAGAAGCAAGGAAGGGCUGAGCCAUCUGAGGUAUUUGCUGGGACUCUACGAGAGACACUGAACAUGAUGGCUCAGGAGCAAAACUUCAUUAUCCAAUUCUUCCAUCUCAAUUCUCUUGCUAGCGCCGACUUUUCCGACUUGGUGGCUGCAACCAUUCCAGAAAACCGCUCUUGUCCCAACUUUUCUGCCAACCAGCCACAUGAUCCUGAUCGUAGAAUGGCAAAGAGAGUCGAGCAAAUCAUGGAUGACAUUUACUCAUUCUGGCCAAAUGACAUGCAGAGCAUAGUGGACUGGGCGAUGCAGGCUGAUCCUCUUCAGGGAAUUGGUAUUAUCUAUGCCUUGGAGACUGCCAUGAAUGACUUUGAUGACACGAAUCAAGAGUUCAUUCUUCAUGCACUGCAGAAAAUUCAUUCCCGCUUGAUGGGACUCUUCAACCGAUUUGUAGAUGAGCAAAUCCGAGGCAUUGAGGACACCAAAGUCAAGGUGAACAAGCGGAAAGGAGUAAUUUCCUUCAUGCGGGUGUUCCCCAACUUCUCCAAUGCGGUGGAAAGCAUGCUGUCAUCCCCGUCCAACGCCUUCUGUGACAUUCGGGUUAGCGUCAAUGACGCGUACGACCGCAUCAAUCGUGCGAUGUGGGAGUCACUCAAAUUCAUUGCCAAGGAAGCACCCGGCCAACCUCCGGGUGUCACUGCGGGUGCGGGCGAUCCGGAAGACAAAGAGAUUCUGAACUACCACAUCCUCCUCAUUGAGAACAUGAACCACUACAUCGAGGAAGUGGAUGUGCACAACAUCCCAGCACUUGAACGUUGGACCGAUCGGGCCCACCAAGACUUCCAGGAGCACAUGAAGCUCUACCUUGACGCGGUCAUUCACCGCCCACUGGGCAAACUAAUUGAUUUCGUGCAGUCAAUUGACAACCUCCUCGCGGCGGGCGGUAACCCAACCGACAUCGCAGCCCGCGCCAGUCACUCCCGCAUUAUGGCGAAGAAGGUUCUCACCUCCUACGAUAACAAGGAAAUCCGUCGUGGUAUCGAAAUGCUCAAAAAGCGUGUUGAGAAGCACUUCGGUGAUGCCGAUGACCCUGGUCUUAGCCGCAGUCUCGUUGUCAAGGUGCUCCGGGAGUGUGAGAACCGUUACGAGAACACUUAUGAUCGCACGCGGCUGAUUAUUGAAGACGUCUACGAGGGUCAAUUGGAUAUGGACUGGCGCAAGGAAGAGACCCUUAGCAUGUUCCGGAAAUGA
Messenger RNA from Penicillium vulpinum, 4461 nucleotides. RefSeq names its product GTP-Rho binding exocyst subunit SEC3. The transcript has 3 exons. Gene Ontology annotation, cellular component: plasma membrane; exocyst. Gene Ontology annotation, biological process: Golgi to plasma membrane transport; exocytosis. The record is from RefSeq and is a predicted model, not a curated record. Gene Ontology annotation, molecular function: phosphatidylinositol-4,5-bisphosphate binding. NCBI's taxonomy places the organism in Eukaryota, Fungi, Ascomycota, Eurotiomycetes, Eurotiales, Aspergillaceae. The coding region runs from base 1 to 4461 and encodes 1486 amino acids.